AUGGCGGCCGAGCUUUGGCUGUAUCUCGAUGCCGUCACGGGCGAGCAAAAAGGCCCUGUGCCAUCUCCGAUCAUCAAAAAAUUGCUUCGUAAAGGUCUUAUUCAGCCCCAACAACUUGUUUGGACUCAGCGUCUUUCCGAGUGGAAGGCAAUUGUUAGCGUGGAACCGUUUGCAGCGUAUAACCGCGCGUGGAGGACAAUGUGGUAUUAUAUGGCUGAAAACUUGACCGAUACCAGCAAAGAGGUAAUGCGGGCAGGCCCUGUAUUGACUCAGCAGCUUGUUGAACUUUUUACCAACGGGGAUGUGGAUGGAAUGACGCUCGUGUGGAGCCAGGAGGUGGAUGAUUGGAAACCCAUUGGUGACGUGCCGCUUCUAAAAGAAUUUUUGCAAGAAGCCAAUGACGAGAUAGAUCGACAAUCAGAGCUGAAGGAACAGAUUGCAGAUGUUCCCAUUGAAGACCAAGUCUUUGAAAACGAAUCGGCGGAUGCUUUUAUUGCAGAGGAUGGCAAACGAUAUGUGUUCGACGCUGAGUCUAAGAUGUACGUGACUCCAGAAAUAAAAAUCGAAGACGAAUUAGCAUCUCUGCGCGAAGCAGUUGCUGACACGAUUGCGGAGACACAAACGGAUACGACAAACGCAGCUACUACAAUCGGGGAAUCGACUGAUCAUGCUGAAAUGAAUGCAAGCGUCAAAAGAAAAAGAAAGAAAAAAAAGAAUCCGGAUAAGUGGAAAAAGAGCAAGACAAACACUUGGGUAUAUGUGAAUGGUUUGCCACUAGAUGUCACACUUCAGGAAGUCCACGACCAUUUUGCCAAGUGCGGUGUGAUUCAAACGGAUAUUGUAUCCGGCGAGCCCCGAAUAAAGCUCUACGAAAACAAAGAGAGUGGGGGCUUAAAUGGCGAUGGAUCAAUUUGUUAUAUGAAGGAGGCAUCAGUUGAGUUGGCUGUGCAAUUACUUGACAAAUCUCAAAUCCGGCCAGAGUGGCCAAUUGAUGUGUCACCUGCUGUCUUUCAGCAAAAAGAAGGCGAGUUUGUGAAGCGAAAGAAAGUUAAGAUUGAUACACGCGCAAAAAUUAGAAUGUUUGAAAAAGAAAAGGCGCUUUCGUGGAAUGAAGGAGAAAUUAAUGAACCGACUGGGUUUCGUAUUGUGGUCAUUAAGCACAUGUUUACUCCUUCUGAAAUUGAAGAUGAAUCCUACGAGAAGGAAUUGCGAGAUGAUAUUUAUGACGAAUGCUCGAAACUUGGUGAGGUGUCCAAGAUUACACUUUUUGCGAAACGUGAGGAUGGUGUUGUGGUGAUUAAAUUCACUUCGAGCGGUAGUGCUGCGCAAUGCGUUGAUUUAAUGAAUGGUCGGUUCUUCGCUGGACGCAAACUAGAAUGUAGUUUUUGGGACGGCACAGAUUACACUCAUCAUGAAAGCAAACAUGAGGAGCAGCAGCGUGCUGAAAAGUUCCAAGAGUGGCUAGAGGAUGCUUCAUCGUCUGAGAGUGAAGAUGAAAAUGAGGAAACAAAAACAGAAGAGGAAGGAAAUGUUGUUAAGUCAAGCGAAGUGCACGUAGGGCGUAAGCUGCCUUCUAUUACUGAUGACAACGACUAG
Molecule: messenger RNA, 1596 nt
Organism: Plasmopara halstedii
Lineage: Eukaryota; Oomycota; Peronosporomycetes; Peronosporales; Peronosporaceae
Product: rna-binding protein
Exons: 7
Coding region: 1-1596 (531 amino acids)
Biological process (GO): mRNA splicing, via spliceosome
Cellular component (GO): U2 snRNP; U2-type spliceosomal complex
Molecular function (GO): RNA binding
Source: RefSeq, a predicted model, not a curated record